Messenger RNA from Plasmodium yoelii, 963 nucleotides. Its product is annotated as protein transport protein USE1, putative. NCBI's taxonomy places the organism in Eukaryota, Apicomplexa, Aconoidasida, Haemosporida, Plasmodiidae. The transcript has a single exon. The coding region runs from base 1 to 963 and encodes 320 amino acids. The record is from RefSeq and is a predicted model, not a curated record.
AUGAUUGAAUUUGAUGAAUUAUUUGAAUUACUAAAAGAAAUUGAAAUAAGUUGUGAUAAGUUUAAUGAGGAAGAUAAAGAAAAAGAAAAAAUAAUUUUAUUUCUAAAUGAUCUAAACUCUUACAUUAGUGAUAUAUCACAUUCUUUAAAAGUCAAAACAAAUAAAAUAUCAGAGAUAGAUAUAUUAAAAAAAAUAAUUUCGAAAAAAGAAAAACUUGAAAAUGUGUUAAAAAAUUGUAAUACUAAAAAUGAACAUGAAGAUACCUCCUCGAAUAAUUCACCCUUUAUCAAUGGGGCUGUCAUUUUGGAAAGAAAUUUAAGCAUGGGCGAAAAACGUAUGAAUACGGAUCAAGGCAAACAAGAUGAAGAAGAUGAAGAAGGUAAACAAGAUGAAGAAGGCAAACGAGAUGAAAGCGUUUUAUUCUUAGAAAAGAGAGACAGCCCCCAAAAGGAAAAUUCCAAUGAUGAACAAAAUAACACAUUGUCACACAAUUACAAAGUCGAUAAUAAUAAUAAUAAUAAUUCAAAUUUUGUUAAAUUUGAAAAUUGUGAACUAAUUAAAGAUAGCCUCAUAAAAGAAUGGGGGAAUCAAAUAGAUGAAUAUGAUAAUUUAAAAUAUGAGUUUACAUAUGAAUAUAAAAAAAUAGAAUUUCAAAAAAAGUUAGAUAAAAGAAAAAAUACAAACACAUUUAAAGAUGAUAAUAUUGAUGAUGAAUUAUGUUUACUUGCUCAAGAAAUGAAAGAAAAUGUGUUAGCAUACAGACAAAUAUUAGUAGAUGAUAAUAAAACAUUGGAAGUAUCUGCAACCAAACAAGCAAAUAAUAUAGAUUCAAUUCUUGAUGUAAAUAAAAAAACCAAAAAAAUGGGAAGUAACCAAAGUAUUUCUUUUUUCUUAUCUUUAAUCAUAAUUGCUGUUUCAAUUUUACUUUUUAUUUUCACAUUUUUUGUAAUAAUCCUUCUAUAG